GAAACACACAUUCAUUGGGAUGAAUCUUGUUUUAAAUUGAUUAAUGCUAUUGAUAACUUGCUGUUUCUGUCUAUUUGUUUAGAUUCUCCCAAAGAGGCUCAAAACGUGGCUUCAACUAACACAAAGGAAGACAGGCCUCAGAGGAAAACGACCAGAGAAACAUUUACAAGAAGCAGCAGUCCAGAGACCAGUUCCUCACCAAGAAAGAGGAUGAGAAUGAUGAUGCCUGAGGAUUCCCAAACAUCAGGCUCUGAGGUGAAAAUCAAACCUCAGAAGAAAAGAAAAAGGGACUCUGCAGAGACCCAGUUUGAAAACAGCCUGGAAAGAUUAAUGCCAAAGAAGAAGAAAAUGAAGCUGGACAAAGAUUUAGUCAAAGCUAAAACAGAUUCUCCCAAAGAGGCUCAAAACGUGGCUUCAACUAACACAAAAGAAGACAGGCCUCAGAGGAAAAGGACCAGAGAAACAUUUACAGGAAGCAGCAGUCCAGAGACCAGUUCCUCACCAAGAAAGAGGAUGAGAAUGAUGAUGCCUGAGGAUUCCCAAACAUCCGGCUCUGAGGUGAAAAUCAAACAUCAGAAGAAAAGAAAAAGGGACUCUGCAGAGACCCAGUUUGAAAACAGGAGUCCAGACACCAGCUCUCCGGAGAGGAAAAAAAGGAAAAAGGGUCUUCUUCAGGCAUCUCAGCAGGAUCCAUGUGAAGCUGCAUCCUCUGAGGUUACACUUAAACCUCGGAGGAAGAGAACAUUGGGAACUUUUACAGUUCCACAGUUUGAAAGCAGCUCAGGCCAUGGCUCUCCGGAGAGGAAGAGAAGAAAGAUUGGCUUUCUUGGUGUGUCCCAACGGGAUCGAUGUGAAGCUGCAUCAUCUGAGGUUACAGUUAAACCUCGGAGGAAGAGAACGUUGGAUGAUUUGACAGAUGCUCCACGUGGAAGCAGCUCAGGCAGCUGUUGGAAGAGAAAGAAGAAAAAAUCAGGCUAGGACAGGAAGCAGCUGCACCCAGUGUGGAGGGCUGAAAGGACCAGAACUUCAUGAAGAGGAUGUAGAAGAUGGUAUCAGUAUUGCAGGUUUACAACCUGCACAGGUGGUAGCACACACUCACACACACAAAAAAAAUGCCCAGUGUAGUUUAGAGAAUAUAUAGAUGCCUACAUUUAGAAACACAUUCAUUGGGAUGAAUCUUGUUUUAAAUUGAUUAAUGCUAUUGAUAACUUGCUGUUUCUGUCUAUUUGUUUAGAUUCUCCCAAAGAGGCUCAAAACGUGGCUUCAACUAACACAAAGGAAGACAGGCCUCAGAGGAAAAGGACCAGAGAAACAUUUACAAGAAGCAGCAGUCCAGAGACCAGUUCCUCACCAAGAAAGAGGAUGAGAAUGAUGAUGCCUAAGGAUUCCAAACUAACACAAAGGAAGACAGGCCUCAGAGGAAAACGACCAGAGAAACAAAAAAAUGCCCA
This is a messenger RNA of Melanotaenia boesemani (Boeseman's rainbowfish), 1451 nucleotides long. RefSeq names its product protein pxr-1-like. The transcript is spliced from 9 exons. NCBI's taxonomy places the organism in Eukaryota, Metazoa, Chordata, Actinopteri, Atheriniformes, Melanotaeniidae. The record is from RefSeq and is a predicted model, not a curated record. Bases 211 to 978 code for a protein of 255 amino acids.